GUCAUUCAUACCAUGAGAGUAAUUGACAAGGAUGAUCCCAAAAAUGGACACUAUUUUGUUUAUAACCUUCCAUCUGAAAUGGCCAACAACCCUAAUUUUACAAUUAAGGAAAAUGAAGAUAACACCUUCAACAUUUUGACCAAACGCAAUGGAUUCAGCCGGCAGAAACAAGAAGUCUAUUUUUUACCCAUCAUCAUCAGCGACAGUGGGAAUCCUCCAAUGAGUAGCACUAGUACUCUUACCAUUAAAGUCUGUGGCUGCAGCAAUGAUGGCAUUGCCCAGUCCUGCAAUGCGGAAGCUUAUGUUCUCCCAAUUGGUCUCAGCAUGGGAGCUUUAAUAGCAAUUCUGGCCUGCAUCAUUUUGCUUUUAGUCAUUGUGGUGCUUUUUGUAACGUUAAGGAGACAUAAGAAUGAGCCUCUGAUCAUCAAAGACGAUGAAGACGUGCGAGAAAACAUCAUCCGGUACGACGACGAAGGAGGUGGCGAAGAGGACACCGAAGCAUUCGACAUCGCGACACUGCAGAAUCCAGACGGAAUAAAUGGAUUUUUACCCCGUAAGGAUAUUAAACCUGAUCUUCAAUUUAUGCCCAGGCAGGGCCUGGCGCCAGUCCCUAAUGGAGUUGACGUUGAUGAAUUUAUCAACGUUAGACUCCACGAGGCUGAUAAUGACCCCACAGCUCCUCCUUAUGACUCAAUCCAGAUAUAUGGUUAUGAGGGAAGAGGAUCGGUGGCUGGUUCCUUAAGCUCUUUAGAGUCAUCAACUUCAGACUCAGAUCAAAAUUUUGACUACCUCAGCGAAUGGGGACCCCGCUUUAAAAGACUUGGGGAAUUAUAUUCAGUGGGGGAAAGUGACAAAGAAACUUGACAGUGGAUUACAAAUGCUCACCUUUUUUUCCCCCCAAGUCUUGACUUAAAACUCUCAUGUAAUAUUCUAGGGCCACCACAGUUCAUUAUGACUAAUGUGGCUUUUUGUUUAGGGGGCAACUUUAGCACCAGUCAUCUUUUAAAAUCAACUACAUUGUAAUGUUGAACCAAAAAAAGAAAAGUACAUAAAUCAAAAUAAUAAUAAUAAUAUAUGUUAGGAGGUCUGAGUCUCGUGGAGUGUGGCGUUAAGUAUGUAGAGUGUCUAGAAGUCUUUGGAUAUUCUAUAUUCACAUGACCACUCUGAAGAUGAGGUUUAGAGCGUUGAUCGUCUUUGGCAACGGGAACCAGUAAUGCAAUGGAGAAGGUCUUUCACUUCCUAAUGGACUUCUGUAGGACUUUUUUUGGGAGGGUAAAGAAGAUUAUCUUCUGAGAGUCCAUUAAGAACAAAGGGUUUAUCUCCCCACUACCCACCAAGAUUUCACAGGGGAAAAAGAAACAAAAAACAUAAAAAUUUAAAGCAAUAUCUGUCGUCUUUCCAAUGCUGAUUUUUCCCCCCCUUAAAGACAGGAUUGAUAAUAAUAAAAAACCCCUCUUGACCUCAACUGUGCAGUGACUCAAAGUUGUACAUAGGAUAAUUGUUGGCUGCAAAAAAACAAACAAACAAAAAACACCACCACAGACCGAACAAUAACAUCUUUCAAUAUUGUGUCAAGCCUUAAAAUAUUCACAUGUUCUUAAUCCAUUCCAGGGACAGGAUUCAAAAUCCACAGUUGUGGGGAGGAAAUCUGACAAUAUGGAUUGUUUUCUAGAAGGAUUGAUCCUUUUUUGACUUUCGUAAAGGAUAAAAAAAAAAGGAGAGGAAUCAGUGAAGGAGUUUGGACUCACAUAUAUGAAACUGAAGCUGGUUUUAUUGCUAAAGAAUGCAUUUAUUUGUUUAAUCCUUGAAAUAAAUAUUUUAUUGAUGUCCAUUACUGCUUUUAUUUAUUAAGGUUGGGUUUUGGAAGUGUAUAAGGGGGUAAAAGAACCAUCUAAAGUAUUGUAUUCCAUCCACUGACAAAAGUUUUAGAGUGACUUCUUCUAUAUAUAGUGAAUGUUAUUUGAAACAUGUUUUUUUUUUCAAAAAGAAAACAGAAGGAUUGUUAGCUUUAGAGGAGUAAAAAAAAUGAAUGCUA
Messenger RNA from Thamnophis sirtalis, 2035 nucleotides. The record is from RefSeq and is a predicted model, not a curated record. Lineage: Eukaryota; Metazoa; Chordata; Lepidosauria; Squamata; Natricidae.